GAACAGUAGCAAUGAAUACAAACACUCAUUUUCUAGCUUGGAUAUAUUUAUUAUGGAGACUGAGGCCUUUCCGAUCCUGUCAAUUGCCAACAAUUGCAAUCAGAUCAACGAGACGCAGUUUUAAUGGUGUUUUAGGAAACUUAACUUGCCCUUUCCGAUUUCAUUGUCCGUUCAUAAGCCGAAAAUCCGUGGUAUCCCGGACAGGUAAAUGGAAAAUCGAUUCAGUCGGGGCAGCACAACUGGGACAUUGUUUGAAAGCAAGUAUCUGUUAAUAAUAGAACGAUUACCCGACGAGGUCAACACUUGGCACACAAGCCCACGGAGGCUGCCCGCUUGAAUAUUUAAAUGGAAGACCGCCGCAGUACUGUCUGCACAAAGACUUUUCCUGGCCAGAGUCCAGUAGCCAUCCCAUGAAUGGUCUGCAUUACAAGGGGAUUAUGGGAUUUGAGGUUAAGUGCUUUUUCAGUGCUGGCACUGAGUGUGGAUUGAAUUUUCGACGUAUUCUCCGAAAUGUUUGACUUGGCGGGCGACAAAAUCUCGCGCGGGAGGCGGAGCUAUCCGAGGACGCCAUUGCCCGGCCCAGCAGCUGUUCUUACGCUCGCACAUGUCCUGCGGAUCGUUCCCAAAGGCGAGCGAGAGUUCCCACUUAUGUGCCGUGGCAGUCCCAAGAAAGGUAGAGGGAGGAGCGGCCUGGAGCGCGCGCCAAGGACAAAUCGGGCUGCUUUCCUGGACUCUGCCCCCACUGACACCCAUAACAAGACAUACCCUGGCCUUGGAAAGCCCAGGCAACUGAUGCUUUUUCUGGCCGAAAUCCGCUGGACAUUCUUAGAAAAAAAUGGGGCUUGCCAGAAAGGGCGCAUGCAAUUGGGAAUGGAAAAAACGAGAUAUAGCCAUUGGCAAAAGGUGGAAGAAGACGGAGGGUUGGAACACAUUAUUUUGCUUAGCCAUUUGCUCAUUGUCUCGCGAAAUUAAUCGUGUAUUAUUGAUCUUUUAUGUGUAACUUUUUCUCCUUUUGUAAGUACUUGUUGUCAAAUUAUAUGUAAAUCUUAAGGAGAAC
Drosophila biarmipes is the source of this 1057-nucleotide messenger RNA. RefSeq lists its product as uncharacterized. The transcript is spliced from 3 exons. NCBI's taxonomy places the organism in Eukaryota, Metazoa, Arthropoda, Insecta, Diptera, Drosophilidae. The coding region runs from base 511 to 972 and encodes 153 amino acids. The record is from RefSeq and is a predicted model, not a curated record.